CACCCCACAAGCUUAAAACCCUCCAAUGCAACGUCGUGCCAGAGAAAUAUGCCAGCCCUAGAUGUCAUUUUAAACAUUCCAGUAGCCUUAUUAAGACAAUAGAAACAGUUAAUUCAGAAUGGCUACUGUGAUCUUUGUGGAUAAGGAAAAUGGAGAACUGGGCACUCGUGCGACUCCCAAGGACCGGCCGAAGCUGGGCUCCCGGCCCUCAGUCAAAGCGUUAGAUGGGAGAUCUCAGGUUUCAGCACCACAUGCUGGCAAAAUGUUUGAUGCUCCUCCAGCCUUGCGUAAGGCUCCCAGAAAGGCUUUGGGAACUGUCAACAGAGCUACAGAAAAGUCAGUAAAGACUAAUGCACCUGUCAAAGAGAAACAGACCACCUUCUCUGCUAAAACGGUAACCGAGAAGACUGUUAAAGCAAAAGGAUCUGUUCCUGCCUCAGAUGACACCUAUCCAGAAAUAGAAAAAUUCUUUCCCUUCAAUCCUCUCGAUUUUGAGAGCUUCGACCUGCCUGAAGAACACCAGAUCGCACAGCUCCCCUUGAGUGGAGUGCCUCUCAUGAUCCUUGACGAGGAGAGGAAACUUGAAAAGCUGUUACACCUGGGUCCCCCUUCACCCCUGAAGGCGCCCUCUCUACCCUGGGAGUCCGAUCCGUUCCAGUCUCCCUCAAGCCUUCUGUCGACUCUGGAUGUUGAAUUGCCACCGGUUUGCUAUGACUUAGAGAUUUAAGUUUCUUAGUGCUUUAUAGUUUGCAUGUAUGAAUAGUUUGUAUUAAUAAAGACAUUCUUUAACAGACUCUUCUUAA
Messenger RNA from Myotis brandtii (Brandt's bat), 803 nucleotides. RefSeq names its product pituitary tumor-transforming 1 (gene PTTG1). The transcript has 6 exons. The record is from RefSeq and is a predicted model, not a curated record. Gene Ontology annotation, cellular component: cytoplasm; nucleus. Gene Ontology annotation, biological process: chromosome organization. NCBI's taxonomy places the organism in Eukaryota, Metazoa, Chordata, Mammalia, Chiroptera, Vespertilionidae. Bases 119 to 727 code for a protein of 202 amino acids.